Messenger RNA from Branchiostoma belcheri (Belcher's lancelet), 3738 nucleotides. RefSeq names its product netrin-G2-like. The coding region runs from base 26 to 1690 and encodes 554 amino acids. The record is from RefSeq and is a predicted model, not a curated record. The transcript has 6 exons. Lineage: Eukaryota; Metazoa; Chordata; Leptocardii; Amphioxiformes; Branchiostomatidae.
UCUACAAGUAAUAUGUGACGGCACCAUGGGCUUUGGAACUUUCAUAGCCUCACUCCGAGCCUCCUGGGUCGGCUACGCGUUAGUGCUGCUCUUAGCCUCGUCUCAAGCAUCGUGCGUCCUUAUCACACAACCCGUGCCCAGCACAGACAACACGCAGGCAUGUGAGUCCAUCGAUGUGAAUACGGGGCUGGUGGAGUACCGACCGUGCCAACCCAAUGUGAUUGACAUGGCGAAGUUGACGGUGCCUAGAGUGGACCCGGCCAACAGCACGUGUGGAUUCCCCGUCAGUCAGUUCUGCACACUGGAGAUACCCACCAGCUGCGAUAUAUGCAACGCUCGGAUGAAAGGCCAGUCUCAUCCGCCCAAGUUCAUGACUGACACCGAGAGGGGCGUGCCCACCUGGUGGCAGUCCGUGUCCUGGCUAGACUACCCCAACCCCAUGCAAAUCAACGUCACCUUAUCCUGGAACAAGACAUUCGAGUUGACCAAUGACAUUGUAGUGAAGUUCCAAUCCGUUCGGCCGUACCAGAUGGUCAUCGAGAAGUCGAUGGAUUACGGAAAAACGUGGAUGCCCAUGCAGUACUACGCUAGAAAGUGUAUGGACUCCUUUAACAAAAUGCCGGUGACGAGUAGUACCAUAUCCAGAAGGGACAUUGCCAAGGUCAUCUGUACCCAGGUUUACAGCGGAGCGAUGCCCAGACCCGAUGGAAGCGUACGGCUGGAGAUUGAGGACAGAUUUAACCGGUAUUUGAACUCUUUGAAAUCAACAAACGACAUCUCAGUUGAACUGGAAAACCACCAGCAGCUCAGAGACUUUGUGACCUUGACUGAUCUGAGGAUACGGCUUUUGGCACCAGCCACCAACGGUGCUUACAGUAGGAGUACCACCAUGGAGCUGCUCAAGUAUUAUUACGCUAUAUCUGACAUCCAAGUCAGGGGAAGGUGUAAGUGCAACCUCCAUGGCUCAGACUGCUUCAUGAUUAACGGUACGAUGACGUGUGACUGCAAACACAACACAGAGGGACCCGACUGCAGCAGGUGCAAAAAGCCGUAUGACACGCGAAAGUGGAAGGCUGGGACGUGGAAACCACUACCCAGAGGAACUGCAAACGAGUGUAGAACCUGUCAGUGCAACGGCCACUCUGAACGCUGUCGUCUGAUACAAGUCCUCGGCUACAUGGUGUGCAUCGGCUGUCUUCACAACACCAUGGGGAGGAAUUGCGAGCAAUGUUUGCCUGGCUUUUACAGAGACAUGACCAAGCAGAUCGUCGAUCCGAACGUGUGUGCUCCAUGUAACUGCAACCAAGUAGGAUCGAGGCACAACAAGUGUAACGCCACAACUGGAGAAUGUAUCUGCAAAUCGUACACCAAAGGUCCGAAGUGCGACUCCUGCGUUAAAAAUUACUACUGGGCGGAUGGACAGGGCUGUGUUCCUGCUCUGUGUAACAACGACACGCUGUCCUGUCAGAACAACGGGACCUGCCUGAAUUAUCAGCGCUGUGACUGUCUACCGGGUUUCGGUGGCAAGUUCUGUGAGAGCCCAUUGAAGUGUUAUACCGGAAUGUGCGCUCGAAGUGUCGGUGGAUCCCCGCCACUCUCGUCGAUGUCCACAGCCAUCCUGACGCUGCUAGUAGCGGGGAUGACCACACUUCUCAGCGGCAUGGUAACAGAUUCAUUCCCGUGGUCAUGACGAUGUCCUAUGGACUAAAAUAGACGUGUUGAACGUGAUUUCAUAGGUAGCUUGAUGUCACGUGUCCUUUUGGUAGCUAGUAUGGACACCGCCCACGAAGAUGCGCAGAGAAGACCAGCCCAGCAAGCUUGUCGCCGCUUGAAGCUUGAUGAAUGGUAGUGACACUUAAAAGGAAGGAUGCUAAAUGCAACGGGACAGCAUAUCACGAAAAUGGAGAAGCAACGGAAGCAAGACGAAUAUGAUUUGGAAAGUUGUCCUCGUUUACCAAGCAAAUUGGCUUUCUGUGACGUGAAGCAUCUCUAGCACAUACGUUCACCAGGUAUUAGCAGCACAAGGGGCCACAAAAACUUGAUUGCGUCGAACGUACAGGGGCAGUUGUCCAGAAAAUGUUCGCACACGGUAUCAAGUUGUCACAGAGUCGUUGUGAAUGAAACUUAUUCGCAUGUGCGAUGAUUGAUUGUGAGUAAGAGAUUUUGUUGUAAUUGCCCAGAAAACGUCAAAGAAAGAUGGCGCGUAUCGUAAAAAAUGCCCAUUCCGAAGCGAGAUGGAUUCGCAUUUUCACAAUCUCUGAUUGAAUUCUGGGCCUCCAGGAGAUAACAUCCGUAAAUCAAGUUUGUGUGGCCUUAAAGGAACAUAUUGUGGUGUUGUAAAUAAGACGUAAAUCAAGCUUCGGGCAUCCUAGAUUGCAGUUCGUGGUAAAGGCGCCAGAUGCCGCUUAGGAUCAGUCGCUGUCAAAAGGCAAGACCUUGCCCAAGCAAAGCCGUCUCGCUUUGGCCAAGAGAAAGGCUCCACUGCUGUGUUCCAUGUUAAAUCUACGUACAGAAACCUCAUCUUUUAGUGAAAAUAUACUGUCAGGAGCGACAUUGUGUCCAAUGCACUAGGGUUGAAAAGUAAAAUCAAUAGAUAUAUUUUUGUGAGCUGAAACCAUUAGUAGUUACCGACUCAAAUAAUGUUAGACAGGGAAAAAUAACAAGCAUAUGUAACUGUAAAUAGACACAAUAUUACUAUAGCUAAAAUAACAGCUUUCCACCUUUUUGUUAGAAAAAAAAUGACAAUUAUAGGAAUUAGAACAAAGUGUAAGCAAGCUCUAUAGUUCCUGUGGAAUUACGCCGUUUCUGUUAAAGAAAUCUGGCUACUAUUGCUGUAUGCAUGUAUGAUGGCUUCAGGAAUCAAGAUAAGAAAUAAAAUGAUGGUACACACGGGUUAACACGUACUGGGGACACCUUUAAAAUAUGUAUUGACGGGCGGAGUGGUGUAAAUUUAUGGAUAAUCAUACGUCUUUUACAUAUCUGACGAUCAAGACGCUUCCUAUAUUUCACUAUGCAAGUCCAUAAAUGUUCGUUUUAACAUUUGUAUAUGUAUCUUGAAAUAGAUUGUUGUCUUGUACCUAACAUUUCCAUUCAAAGAGUAUCUAGCCGUCUGUUCAUUUUAAUGUUUCCACUCGCGCCUUUCGACGUAGUGUUGUCAAAAUACUGAUCAAAAACGCCACCUGCAGACAAUGAAAGGAACUGUUUAUUUUCGUUUGUUCAAAUCCGGCCUCGAGUUAAGCAGCAUGUAUAUAUACAAAUUGCAAUCAAAUAACAUACUAAUGGAAUGAAAUGCAUGCACCAUUAGUUAUUCAUUACAAUUUUCACCUCCUUGUACUUUAAACUGUAUAUAGAUGCUCUUUUAUAUUUGUGUUUUGUAACGCUAACCUUUAUCCUCAUUUUUCUAACUUGCACUGUAAUGAUGAAACCGAAUUAAAAAGAAUAUAUAUCACUAGACAAUAUGUUGACCAAUGUAUGCAGAUAUAUGUAAAGAACAGUGUUUUAAAAGCGGUGCCUACAUCAAAUUGUAAAAUGUUGCCCAGUUGUAUAUUUCACCUGUACAUGAAGCUAUAGCUAGUUACCACAAUGUGACAGACAUGUACACGCUGUAGUGUUCACGUCAACGAAUAUAGACUGAAGCUUCCUGUGUGAAUAUAAAUAGUAUAACAAUGUAAAAAAAACGUGCAGGCAGUAAGAAUUUUAUACCAUGCCACUGAAAGAUGAAAACAAAUAAAGAUACGG